GUUCCGUCGCCGAGACACGUGAAGGUCGGAGAGUUGGUGCGGAGUCCGUCUCGGCACGCGUGGUCGCGCUGGGAUGGAUUCCUCCUCGUCUUCGUCGUCGUCGGCGGGCUUGGGCGCGGUGGACCCGCAGCUGCAGCAUUUCAUCGAGGUGGAGACCCAGAAGCAGCGCUUCCAGCAGCUGGUGCACCAGAUGACUGAACUUUGUUGGGAGAAGUGCAUGGACAAGCCUGGGCCAAAGUUGGACAGUAGGGCUGAGGCCUGUUUUGUGAACUGCGUUGAGCGCUUCAUUGAUACAAGCCAGUUCAUCUUGAAUCGACUGGAACAGACCCAGAAAUCCAAGCCAGUCUUCUCCGAAAGCCUUUCUGACUGACCUCAGCGUACCUCUUUGGAAAAGGAAGGUAGUUCAAGACACGAAGAGCAGUUGAUGGGAUGAUUGACAAAACAGCUGUGGGGGGAUUGGUUCCCACCUUUAGUCACUCUUGGGACAUCCUGCCAUCUGAAAAUGAACAAAGACCAAUCAUUUUUGUGUGCGGGGUUUGAAGGUCUUAUGUGUAUUUGGUUGUGUUUUUUUAAUCUAACCGUGUGAAAAUAAUUGACAGAUGAGUGGGAAACUCUAUUAGAUGUGUGUUCCUGUAUAUGGGAGUACACAUUUCUCAAGGUCUCCUUCACUGCUUCCUUUGAUAGUGGGACCACAUAGGUAAAAAUCACUCAUUUGUGUGGAUUCAUUUCAGAUUUCUGGGGAGAUCUUUGUGCCUCUCAGAAGGGCAGCAAUGGGAGAGGAGUCACUGGUACUUCACUGUGGGCCUCCUUGUCUGGUAUCUGACUGUUUAUGCCGGAAAAACAGCUACAGAUUUGGAGACUCCCUCCCUCCCCUAUACAGUGAUUUACUUAACUAUCUAUAUUAAAAUAUGGUCUCAAGGCAGUAUAGGACUCUAACCAGAGAACAGAAUUCUCAUUAGUGAUUGCCACAAGGAAGAAGUUGACUUACCCUGUAUUUUAGGGUACCAAAAACCCAAGAUGUGUCAAAAACUCAACAGCAGUUUCAGGUAGAGGUGCAUGCCUAACGAGUUAAUCAGUGUAGAUUCCAUUUGGUUUAUUCUUUUAAUCACUGAAAUAAAAGCUUCUACAAGAUUCAA
Messenger RNA from Lepus europaeus (European hare), 1136 nucleotides. RefSeq names its product translocase of inner mitochondrial membrane 8A (gene TIMM8A). The coding region runs from base 74 to 370 and encodes 98 amino acids. The record is from RefSeq and is a predicted model, not a curated record. Lineage: Eukaryota; Metazoa; Chordata; Mammalia; Lagomorpha; Leporidae. The transcript has 2 exons.